CCUCACUCAUACCGAGUUUCACACAACCGUUGGGUGCCCGAGCAAGGAAAAAUAGGAGAUCAUGGCAAACACGUUGUCGAGGAUUGUUCCAGGCAGCCCUUCAAGUAUCCAAUCCAGGCAUCUGGUCUUGGACCGCCGGUAGCGAUCCGCAGUCCGCCGUUUGUCCUCCCGCAGUCUGCAGUUGAUGUCUUGCGACCCGCCAGUUCCAAAUCUGAAUACUCGCUACGGGACAGGUCAAUAUCAGCAUCAACUCAGAAUACCACAAAGGCUCCAAGAGGGUCACUCAUGCAAAGUUGGGAGCUGAGGUUUGACUGACUGCGCUCAUAGCUGCGCCCAGAGAGUUCGCCGCAGCCACCGCCUGGUGAUCGGCCGAGCUUCAACACCACACAGUCGAACAAAAUUCGCUGCUUGAAGGGAAGAAUACCUUUGAUGUCUAUAUCGAGUAGUAAAUUGUCUCAGCUCACUCACCGAUUCCAAGGCGCGACUUCGCCGCACUUGUGGACACGCGACUCUACACUGGAAGCUGAAGGCCCAACCUCCAUGAUUUUAAGUGACCAGCCACCAGCACAACCACGCGCACUUCUUCCACCUCACCACGUCAAUGCCUCCGUUACUGUUACUGUUCAGUCCCUCUCACAUCUCGUUUGGCUCCAACCCUGUUUAGUCCUUUCCCUACCACCCUCCGAGCUUUUACUACCAACUCCGUCACCGUUGCGCUUCAGGCGCAGUCCCCAAAUUGUCCCAGGAUCCCUCCCUCGUCCCCCAGCAGCCAGCAGUCGAAGUGUCGCUCCCCCAUCAACCCGCUCUUGACGACCUUUACGAGUACUACGACCCGGAACGAGAUCCCAUACCCCAACGCCAGCAACAAAUAACCACUCCAAUCUCGCAGAGGCGUCCUCAAUCCUCGCAGUCCGGCGGUGCUCGAUCGCUACGGAGAACCCCAAGACUACAAGAGCGACGGGCGACAACAAGGUCUCCUCUGCGUGCGAGAAGGUCUCAACCCCUCUCUGUGACACCGCCAGUCCAAUUUGACGAGUCCGGCUCUACCACCCCUAGCUUUUUCCAGCGACUGGUCUCAGACGACUUUUAUCAGCCUCGGAGGACCCUCCACAUCUCUCGACAUACCCACGACGCUAUCCUCUUCGCCUUGGAGGCCAUCAGAAGAGGGGAUGGUGUUCAUGCGCAGCCAUUAACUGCCGAUACACUCGAAGAAGAGGCUCGAAUGUCAGAUUUGGUAAGGGGCACUGCGCCCGGUACCGCUGCUGUAUCGAGCCGAACUCAGAAUGGCGGAGCAACUCGGGCGGCCGCGGCUGCUGGGACUGGUCCAACACCCACCGAACCCCCUCGAUAUCGUACUCCUACAGAUGUUAUGCGAGACCGACGAGCACGGGAAGCUCGAAGAGCCGAGGAAGCUGCGGCUAGGCUCCGUCAGGAGGAGGAAGCUAGAAGAUUACAAGAAGAACAAGUUGUUGGCGUUGGGGAGGACACCUCACGAAGAACGACUGCCAGGCCCGGUGCUCAGCCUCCUCAAACCUACAACAUAGGCGGAGCCAUCCCUCAACCUGCUGGCCCGGCGACACGGCGGCAAGAGAACAUACAACCCGCUCAACCCAGUUCCUCUAGGACGACUGGGAGGCCCCUUGAGCCCGCUGCAAGAGAACCCAGGAUUUCUGCAACCGCUCAGCGGAAUCGGACUGAGGCCUAUGAGCAGCUCAAUAUUCCUGCACCAGCCAAACCGGCAGAACAGGUGCCACGACCCACUCAGCCGCCGCAACCACAAUCUCGAGCUCAACCUGUUCCCCCAUUUGGCUCUCAGCCUGUUCAACAGCCUUCGGCUCAAGCUUCGGGUGCGGGGGGUCGAAGCCGCUUUCCCAAUGCAUUUGAACGCUGGGAAGAUCUUUCUGCCCGUUGGGAGGGCAUCGUAUCAUCUUUCAUCCAUCGCAUGGAAAACAAUGCCGAUGAAUUAGCUGGGAAACCCCUCGACCGACAGAUGGCUCGACAGAUUGAUGAUUUGUCUCGGGCAGGCGCAAACCUGUUUCACGCGGUGGUCGAACUGCAACGCCUUCGAGCGUCGUCCGAGCGAAAAUUUCAACGCUGGUUCUUUGAAACUCGGCAUGAGCAGGAACAAGCUCAAGAAAGACAGGCUGAGCUUGAACGUCAACUGCGCGCAGAAAAGGAAGCUCGGACGCUCAGUUCCACCUCGAUCGAACAAGUGCGGGCAGAAAAGACCAGAGCUGAGGAGCUUGUCAAAGAGAUGCGCCGCGAAUUACAAAUUAGCAAGGAAGAAGCUCGUCGUGCCUGGGAAGAACUGGGAAGAAGGGAACAGGAGGAACGCGAGAGAACCAUUGCGUUAAGGAGUGGAGAGCCCACCCUUAUUGGUGGUGUCCAAGUUGUGCCCAUGCAAGGUCUGCCGAGUAGGCAGGUGAGUACGGCUCAACGCCCACAAACAAGAGAUGGGCCGACAGGUGGUGCAGGGCCAACAACCAUGUCUGGACAGCAGCAGCAACAACGACCUCCCUCCCGUCAAACAACGACAACAUCUCUCGACUCGCCUGGGGAAGAAAGCCGACAGUUCACAUAUCGUCCCGACACCGGUAAUUCCUCAACCAUGACAGACCCAUUCACAGAGUCAUCCCGGCAGCGAGAACAACAAGCCCAGCUGCGUCGUGAGCCAGAUACGCAAUUCUACACUACCCCUCCUCGGCCCACGCAGCCUGCAACAAGUGGUGCUGCAAUUGCUGCUGCUCGUGCUGCGGCGGCCGGAGGGCAAUCGCCUGGGAGGACACCUGGCGAAUCGAGGUACUAUCCAACUGCCACCAGCGAUGCUCAAAUGUCUGGUGCUUUGCCCACGCCUGUUCGCCAGGGUACGGGAGGGACAGAACAGUCGUAUAUCCCAUCUAACGCGUCACUGGCACCAUCCGAGGAAGAAUACCAUAUCAACCCCGACGGCAGCUAUACCCGGGACUCGCAAGGCCGGCGCAUCCCUUAUCGCCAACCACUUGCACCAGGGACAUCAGGUUUGGCUGGAGAGAUUAGCGAUGACGAAGGUGAAAUACUGGAAGAAAUAUCAGAGGAUGACGACGAUCAUACGGCCGAUGCCGAGCGUGAGAGAAUGUACGCUGCACAAUAUCGCCAACCUCAGUCUUCACAACAGCCACCUACCACAUCCGGGGGUAUUCCUCGUACUACGGCUGGUGCCCUUCCACCUAUUCCGCAAGGACGAACAUUGGAUCCUACAUCUUCACCUUACGAAGGCCAAGUCUACGAUCCAAGUGUGCCACCCGCAGUAACUCAAGCCAUGACAGGCUGGGAGAGCUUGCAGACCCGCAGCCACCACCAUCCGACCAGGCUGAGUGAUAUCAUUGAAGAACAGACCGCAAGGACGAGUCCCAGUCGGACCAGCUACGUCAGUGGCUCAGGUGUUCUACCUGGCGAUCUGGGGGUCGGCCCUGGAACUGCGGGAGCAGGGACAGGAAAUGGCGGUGGAAAUUCCUCCACCCGGAGGUGAACAGAAUCGACACCUCGUGCUGUUCCUGACGAAGAAAAGAGACACACUAUCUCUGGUCGUCGAGUCUUGUGUUAACGGGGCCGGUUUUCCCCUCAUCUUGCUCAUUUCAGCGGCGACCACCACCUUCCAAUCUUCACAGGAGAUCCUUGUCAUAUCGGAUCUGCAAAAAGAAAGAAAAAAGCGUUCUCCAAACCCGCUAAUCAAUGGGUGGCUUCUUACUAUCAGGCUCAAUGUACAACACAAAGUACAAUACGGAUUUAAUGAAUGCACAUACGGAAGCUCGACCUCAUUGAGCGGGUUAAUUGAUUCUAUGCCUCUAGCGACGCAGUACCCGAUUUAUCCGAACUUCUUCAAUCUCUGCUGGGAUGCACUUGGAAAGCGAGUCUCGGAGAGGCGGAAGGGCCCACAGAAAUAGCCCAACGGUCGACCACUCUCAGGGAAUAAGACAGCGGUUUGGUGGGCGAGGAAGAGCGAGGACAUUUUGCAAGGUCCUCAGCUGAAAAUCAACCGCGUCGCCAAAAGAACAACUUCAGAAGGAGGGCAAAAGGCUGAGGUUCAAAACAGGAUAAGAAGAGAAACAAGGGAAGAGUUCAGAGCUUCCUGUUUCUGUCGGGUCGAGUUCUUUUCUUUUUUGGGUUCAUAACUUAAUGUUCAGACUGUUUUCAUAGCAAGCGAAGGCGUGAUGGGCGAGUUGUGUCACGGUCCCAAUAAAAUACUACAACUUUCGCUGUUGUCGGUUUUGUGAAGCUCUAGGGACAAAUGCCCGUGCAAAGCACCGAGAAUGCAGAGAGACAUUUCCAACAUUUUCAAUUUGGCU
This is a messenger RNA of Cladophialophora immunda, 4325 nucleotides long. RefSeq lists its product as uncharacterized. NCBI's taxonomy places the organism in Eukaryota, Fungi, Ascomycota, Eurotiomycetes, Chaetothyriales, Herpotrichiellaceae. The transcript has a single exon. The coding region runs from base 1223 to 3508 and encodes 761 amino acids. The record is from RefSeq and is a predicted model, not a curated record.